GAAUUGAAGUUAUCUAACAUCUGUGGUAUCUGUCAAGAAAUAUCUUAUAGGUUAUCUUAUUAUUUUUAAAAGUUUCUUUCUGAAUUUGUGAAAAUGCGACUUUCCCAAGUAUUAAAUCGACAACACAUUGGUUUUAUGUUCAAGAAGCAUUGGGUCGUUCAAGGGAAACGAGUACCUAUCGACACAGGAGUUGAAGACGUUUUAAAGGCUAAAGGCAUUCCAGUUGAAGAUGCUUUGGAAUUUAUUAAAGACGAGCCUAAAGAACGGGAAAGAAUUAAUAUAGUAGGACCUUUUGAGCCGCCACUUCCUUUAGACGAAAAUCAUCCAGAGUACAAGGCAAGGCCAUGCUUUACUUUGAAAAGCACAAAUGUUCUACUAGAGGGCAUAUCACAAGCUCAAGUCCUAACAAAAACUAUAAUAGCAGAAAACAGACUGCCACCGAAGAUCGAGGAAUUAGCAGAGAUGCCAGCACCUACAGCAAUUCAUGAAAAUAUUAAAAAAGCUAUUUUGUCUGCUAAUGUUUUUGAUUGUGAACAGAAAAAGUUGCCCAAAAUCAAGGAUAAAGAUCGUCCAGCUUAUAACUUCCCAAGAAUUCUUGGCAUUACAGACAAGAGACGAAACCAAAUUCUAACUAAUAGAUUACUACAACUGGUUGAAAAGACUAGUGACAGUGAAGUCACUCAGUCCAAAUAUGUUGUGAAUGAUGUUGAAAGUCAAACUGUAUUUGACAAGGAGGAUGAGCUGAUACAGUUUCAGGAUGUGUCACAUAUCUUGGUGACCAGUCACAAACCAGUUACACAUGACCUGGAUAAAGAUGUUGCUUUUAAAGAGAUCCCCGAUUUGUACCCUGUGAAGCACACUGUCACAUUACCUCCAGAACAUUUUUAUAGUGAAACUAGCAAAUACCCUUUCCGCCCUAGUGUAAGUGUGAGGCAUCCGCACACAACAUGGCUGCAUUUCAACAGCACGGAAGUCAAAAAUGUCUAUGAGACACCGGUGACAGAGGACCAGAUCCUUGGGAGGUCUCUGACUCAUGCAUUUACUGUUGCCAGUGCUUAUGCUAAGCAAAUACAUGGAGAAGAUGUAAAGGACCUACCUGAGCCAAUAUACAUAAAUUGUAUACAAACAGAUGGACAGAAGUAUCAUUUUGGUGUACUGGAGCUAAACACAUUGAACGUGGAUGGGAGCGAGGGCACUAAGAACAUCUGGUACAGCAAGAACAACCUAAAGCUUUACGACUCCAGCCGCUACUUCGGCGGCAUGCCAGUCUUGGAGAACUACAAUAACAAAGUUUAUGGAUACAUAAAUGCUUUAUACAACUGCUAAACCAGCUUUACCUAUUACUGUAGUCUAAUUAUAUGUAUUAUAGAAUAAAAAGAAAAAA
Trichoplusia ni (cabbage looper) is the source of this 1384-nucleotide messenger RNA. It is a transcript of the gene mRpL37, whose product is annotated as 39S ribosomal protein L37, mitochondrial. The coding region runs from base 94 to 1326 and encodes 410 amino acids. The transcript is spliced from 5 exons. Lineage: Eukaryota; Metazoa; Arthropoda; Insecta; Lepidoptera; Noctuidae. Gene Ontology annotation, cellular component: mitochondrion. The record is from RefSeq and is a predicted model, not a curated record.